Messenger RNA from Macrosiphum euphorbiae (potato aphid), 519 nucleotides. The record is from the annotation of a GenBank genome assembly. Lineage: Eukaryota; Metazoa; Arthropoda; Insecta; Hemiptera; Aphididae.
AUGGCGAAUUCAUUGGUGAAGACUUCAACACGAGUUCCAAAAAUGGUUGUUUUUGAUUUAGAUUAUACAUUGUGGCCAUUUUGGGUUGACACUCAUGUGAAUCCCCCUUUUCAUAAAAGUGGAGAUGGUAAAGUGGUUGAUUCCAGAGGUUGUGUAGUUAAAUAUUAUCCAGAUACGCCAAAAGUCUUGAAAUAUCUUCAGGACAAAAAUAUUGGCAUAAGUGUAGCUUCAAGAACUGGAGAAACUGAUGGAGCUGAGCAACUCAUACAAUUAUUUGGUUGGAAUAAAUAUUUUGAAAACAAACAAAUUUAUCCUGGUAGCAAAGACACACAUAUAAAUAAGAUAAGCAAAAAAUGUAAUAUCAAACUGGACGAAAUGAUUUUUUUUGAUGAUGAACAACGGAACAUUGUUGAUUUAGAACGUUUAGGAGUAGUAUCGAUAUUAGUAAAAAAUGGGAUGACAAUGCCAGUUUUAAUUAAUGGUUUGAAAACAUUUUCGGAUAUAAGAUCAAAUGUGUGA